CCGCGAUGUUUUUCAGGGACGAUAACACCAUACAACAGUCAUAUGACAGUGACUUAGGCCUUCUGACUAGAACAAUUCUAAACACAUUGUUAUUGUAACAUUGCAUUAGGCUUACCACUACUAUCAAAUGACAUUGUGAGAAGUCAAUUGUCGAUUACGCUGUGGCAGUGAUAAACAAGAAUGGCAAGACGAACUGAGUACCCGGAAUAUGGAGCAGUCCGAGAGUAUCACGAUGAUCCUUAUUAUGGAACAGCUAACACAAAAUUCUCCAAGAUAUGUGAUCAGAUAAAGGCUAACAUAUCCAACAUAAAUGUUGGUGCUAACUCCGUGGACAAAUUGAUGAAAAUAAUUGGAACAGACAGAGACAGCGUGGAAACAAGAGACAAAAUCCAUGAAGUAUCAACAAAAACAAACAAAAUCGUGCAGGAAACGACGAGACAGAUGAAAACUAUUGCUUCAAUGACAGGCCUGGACAGGCCACAAAAGUUCCAGGUAGAUAGAUUAAAGAAUGAUUUCCAGGAAUCUGUCCAAAGAUUUACAUCUGUACAAAAGAGAGCUACAGAACAAGUCAAGAAGACUGUGAAACUAGCCACGCAGAAGCCCAAGGCAAAGUCUAGUGGGGGAUGGAUCGAUGAUGAUGAUGAUGAAGUGAAAUUCCUGGAACAAGAGAGGAAAAGAGAAGAAGAACAGAUACAGGACCAAAUUAUUGAGGAUGACCUAGCUCUAAUCAGAGAUCGCGAGGAGAGAAUCCGGCAAUUAGAGUCUGACAUUUUGGACGUUAAUGAAAUAUUUAAAGAUUUGGCAACACUGGUUAAUGAGCAGGGAGAAACCAUAGAUUCCAUAGAAACCAAUGUAGACAAAGCCUACACAAAUGUUGAGUCAGGAACAUCACAGUUGGCCAAAGCAGCUGAGUAUCAAAAAAAGUCCCGGAAGAAGAUGUGCAUAUUACUUGUGAUUUUGUUGAUCAUAGCAGCAGUUGUGACUAUUAUAAUUGUGGCAUCUGUGAAAUCCUGAAGCAUUGAAUAUUCCUCAGAAAAACUACAGUGAAAUGAUAUACUGAUAAUCUAUCCAUGUUCAAAAGCAUGGAUAUGUCAUAACUUUUAAAAUUGAUAGAAUGGUAUACAGUGUAUACACAUUGUUGUUGUUUUUUUUUAAUCAAAUAACCUGUAUAAUCAUUACCUAAGCAUUGAAAUACAUGUUGGAGGGAAUGGUUUCAUGUAUUUCCAUUCAGAUGUAAAAGUUUGUGAUUGUUUGUGAGUUCAAACAAAGACUAAUAUUGUUUUCCAUACCUUCAUGAAAUGCUUUUUGCUUUUGUUAUUGUAGAUUCCUCAAGUUAGAUGAACAAAGCAGUACAAGAUAAUUUACUUCACUAUGUAAUGUAAAUCAUAGAAAAUGUCAAUCUAAUUAAAAUCAGAUCAAUAUAAUGGUUAGAGGAGAUCUGAUUUUAGUUAGAUUUAGAAAAUGUAUGAUGUCAUAAUCAAUUAUAUUACAGCAAUGUAAGAUUAAUAGAAUCCUUCAUUGGUACGAGUGUGGGAUAGGGAAAUUCCACCGAGGGGACAAGAUGCUUUGGUUUUGCUGAGUCCUAAACAGCUAAUCUUCUUCCAGAGGUGAAAUUUCCCCACCCCACAGUAGUAAAUGGAGGAUUAUUUUUCUCAUAUUUUACCCAUAGUUUAGUGCAUAAAUUCAGGAGCUUUUAGAAAAUCAAAAAUUAUGAGAAUCCUCAUUUGAACUUCAUUGCAAAAACUAUAAUUAUGACAGCGAGAAAGACCACACCCAUAAAUGGUUUACACUGUAAGUGUAAACGAAAAAACCCAAGGUUGUCCACCUGAAAGCUAUAUCACAUUAAAAUUUAAAGAAAACAAUGCAAAAUAUUUUACUUCAUGUGUAACAUAAAUCAGAGAGAAUAUAUGACGUGACAAUCAAAUGACGUCGCAGCAGUGUGAGGCAGAGAAAUCUCACAUGGGUAAAGUCGAUCUCACACUGGUGAUGAUGUGAGAAAGAGAAAUCUUACAUGGUUGAAAAAUGCUGUUUUACACUGGUAAUUGCUGUAAUAUACUGCACAUUGGAAUAACAAUCACUUUAUUGGAAAUAAGUGAAAUUCUGUGUUAAGAAUGUUGACAUUCCUUAAAGAAUUUUGUGCAAUAAAGUAAGAAUUAUA
Molecule: messenger RNA, 2158 nt
Organism: Ostrea edulis (European flat oyster)
Lineage: Eukaryota; Metazoa; Mollusca; Bivalvia; Ostreida; Ostreidae
Product: syntaxin-7-like
Exons: 11
Coding region: 181-1014 (277 amino acids)
Biological process (GO): intracellular protein transport; vesicle-mediated transport; vesicle fusion
Cellular component (GO): endomembrane system; SNARE complex; membrane
Molecular function (GO): SNAP receptor activity; SNARE binding
Source: RefSeq, a predicted model, not a curated record